AGCCCGUGGCUCGUUAGGACCAGUUCGCUGUGUUCGUUCUGCGGGUUUGUUGGUCUCGUUGUGGACAGCCUACCGGCUGUACCCCCCGCACCUACGGUCCUGCUUCCAGCCCGGCCUGCCGCGCUGCCGAGCCCUGCAAACAUCAUUUCCAGUGUCCGGCCAGAGAGACAAGUUUGAGCCCUGAGACACAAGAAAGCAAGACCUGCCCCAGACAAUGGCAGCCACACCUGGUCUCCAGCCUCCACCACCCCUGGAGCAAGACGAGAUCCUGAUCGUGAAGGUGGAGGAAGAUUUCUGCUGGGAAGAGGAGCCCUCCCUGGAGUCGGAAGACCCCAGCCCUGAGACCUUUCGCCAGCUCUUCCGGCUCUUUUGUUACCAGGAGGUGGCCGGGCCCCGGGAGGCCCUGAGCCGCCUCUGGGAGCUGUGCUGCCGCUGGCUGCGGCCUGAACUGCGCACCAAGGAGCAGAUCCUGGAGCUGCUGGUGCUGGAGCAGUUCCUGAUGGUGCUGCCAGGGGAGAUCCAGGCCCGGGUGCGGGAGCAACAGCCGGAGAGUGGUGAGGAGGCCGUGGUCCUCGUGGAAGGGCUGCAGCGGGAGCCCAGGAAACAGAGGCAGCGGGGCCUGGAGGUGCUCCCUGAUGAUGUACUGUCCCAUGGGACAGAACAGUGCUUGAAACACCAAGUGGAGGCCAGGCCAGAGGAGCUGUCUCUGGAGGAAGGGUCUGGAUGCUCCAGCCAGCAGGCCCCAGCCCAAUGGAGCCACAGACCAAAGAGGGGCCCAGUGGCCUCCCAGCAUCAGGAGAUGGCGGCAUCGGCCACGUCCUUCGUUUCAUCCUGGUCCCGGGUGCCAGUGACCUUGGAGGACAUGGCGGCGUACCUAUCCCAGGAGGAGUGGGAGUGCGUGGACCCGGCUCAGCGGGACUGCAGCUGGGACAUGCUGCCGGAACACGGGGGGCUUGGGCUGCAACUUGAGGACGGACAGGACACCAGGGAGGACGUGUCAAUGGGAAGGGAGCGGGACCAAGAGCUGGUCAGGGGCCUGGCCAGGCCCGAGCAGCCUCUGGAAAGAGGAGGGCCGCGACGAGUCGAAAAGCCGUACACGUGCCCCGAGUGCGGCAAAGGCUUUAGCAAAACGUCCCACUUGACCAAGCACCAGCGCACGCACACCGGGGAGCGGCCCUACAAGUGUCAGGUGUGCGGGAAGGGCUUCAGUGACCGCUCCAACUUCAGCACGCACCAGAGGGUCCACACGGGCGAGAAACCCUACGCGUGCGCCGAGUGCGGCAAACGCUUCAGCCAGAGCUCCAGCCUGGUCAUCCACCGCCGGACGCACACUGGGGAGCGGCCUUACGCCUGUGCUGAGUGUGGGAAGCGCUUCAGCAACAGCUCCCACUUCAGUGCGCACCGGAGGACACACGCGGGCGAGAAGCCCUUUGUGUGCCUGACCUGUGGCAGGGGCUUCCGCCGGGGCACGGACCUGCACAAACACCAGCGGACCCACAGCGGAGAGCAGCGCCUGCCGGGCUUGCAGAGCCACGGCGUGGCUCCAGGAGGCCCCCGGGGUGAAGCCCAGCCGCCACUCGUUGAGCUGCCCACCUCCAGAGUUCCGUUCAGAAUUUCGAGGUCAGAGUUCAUGAAGCUGCUGGAGUUACUGUCUUGGAACCAGAACCCUAAUCUGAAGGCAUUUCAGACUGACCCUGUUUGCCCCUGGUGGGGGCCCAGCCCAUGGCUGUGGGAUAUUUCAGGUGCCCAGGCAGAGGGAAGAAUCCGGGCACUGAGUUCAGCAGUGGCAGCUGGACAUGGAGCAGGUGGACCUGGGUCCUGGGGCCGCUGUCCAGGUGACCACAGCCUGGGUGGCUCACCACCCCAGGGAUGGAUACUCACCGUUCAGGAGGCUAGAAGACCAAACCCAAGAUGUGGGCAGGGCUGCUUCCUUCUGGAGGCCCUGAUGGGAGAGACUGUCCCACGCCUCUCUCCUGGCUUCUGGUGUUGCCGGUGUCCCCGGUGUUCUUGGCUUGUGGCCACAUCGCUCCCGCCUCUGCCUCUUCUCUGCUCUGGUGUCCUCUUCUAAGGGCACAGUCAUUCGAUUUAGGGCCCCUGAUCCAGAAUGACCUCAUCUCAAUUACAUCUGCAUAGACCUUGUUUCCAAAUAAGGGCACAUGCUGAGGUUGUGGGUGGACAUGAAGCCGGGAACGCUUGUCAGCCCACUUUGGGGAAGGCUCCAGAACUCCAGUUCCUUGGAGCGUUAACAUACCCCAGCCUUCCCUGGCCUCCCACCUUCCCCUCCAGCCUUGCCACACCCAGUAUGUAGCCUGUGGGGGCUUUUUCUGUAUCUCUGUGGUGUUAGCGGGGUAGUGGGGUGAGUUGGGGGUCACCUUCAUAGAUCCAUGGCUGUUCUAAAGGAUGAAUACCUGGUGUGGGAACGCUUCCCUGAUACCCCAUCUUCCAACCUCCCCGGCCCAUGAGGAAGCCUGUGGAUUGGACCAGCCUUGCCAUCUAUCCCCAGGGCAGGAGUCCAGGGUUGCCUUUGCUCCAGCCCCAAGUGGCCAGGACAGAGGCAGCCUUGGCUGCCCCUCUUGGUCUUUCUGAUCUGUUCACAUCCACUGUGUCCUGGGCAGCUGUGGGGAGCAGUAGAGAGUCCUGGUUUCGUUUCGUCAUCACUGGAGUCUUGGAGCAGCUGCUGAAACCCCUUGGUUCUGGAACAUUCCAUGCAGGGAGUGUGGCAAUUUCCCAUGGCGGGGUUGCCUUGGGCCUCGUGCUGUGCUCCAUUCUGUUGGUCACCCAAUCACUGUAGGUAUUUUACACCUUUCAGCAUAACCCAGGUUCCAGGGUGCGUGAUCUGUUCUCGGUUCCCUUAAUAAAGUCGGUCCCUCUG
Callorhinus ursinus (northern fur seal) is the source of this 2872-nucleotide messenger RNA. RefSeq names its product zinc finger protein 500 (gene ZNF500). Gene Ontology annotation, biological process: regulation of transcription by RNA polymerase II. Lineage: Eukaryota; Metazoa; Chordata; Mammalia; Carnivora; Otariidae. Gene Ontology annotation, molecular function: RNA polymerase II cis-regulatory region sequence-specific DNA binding; DNA-binding transcription factor activity, RNA polymerase II-specific. The record is from RefSeq and is a predicted model, not a curated record.